This is a messenger RNA of Ylistrum balloti, 1851 nucleotides long. RefSeq lists its product as uncharacterized. NCBI's taxonomy places the organism in Eukaryota, Metazoa, Mollusca, Bivalvia, Pectinida, Pectinidae. Gene Ontology annotation, molecular function: nucleic acid binding; zinc ion binding. The record is from RefSeq and is a predicted model, not a curated record. The transcript is spliced from 5 exons. Bases 1 to 1851 code for a protein of 616 amino acids.
AUGACUCGUAUUCGACCGGCGGGAAGUAGGCCGAGUCGUUUUGAUAAGUUUGUUGGUGAACGGCAACAAUCGAGUGUCAAGGAGGAGGACUUGGAUGAGUUAGAUUCAGUGUCAGAUAACGAUAGGGAAAAUAUCUCGAGAGGAUUGCGUGAUACUUCUAGUAGCACCGAGAUGGCCACGUCAAACUUGGUACCCUCAGCUGCUAGAGCUUCUGGCGGAUUACCCAAGAGAGCUUUCACUCAACGACAGGCUGCUGACUCAGCAAAGAGGCAAGCUAGUACAUCCGGAUCCAGGGAUGUUCCGAUUCACGGACCUGUAACUAUGGUCCAUGCGGACCAUAGUUAUAACCAAUUGGAGUUUGCCACUGUACUACUCAGGUUGACUCGGUCACCCUUUUCGCCUAUGGGGGAAGCAUCCUUAAAAUGGCUUACAUUAAAGACAUUAUUUCUGUUGGUUGUGGCAUCUGCUGCACGAGCAAGUGAGUUACAUGCAUUAUCAGUGGAACAAGAUCAUAUCCGUUGGGAGCAGGCAGGGGACGGAAAUCAAAAAGAGGCAUCAAAAGACUCCAUUGCACGAUGGAUUGUGUCGGUGGUGAAAUUUUGGUAUGAGUCAGCAAAUGAGGAGGGUGUUCGUCUGGCCAGGGCUCAUGAUACUCGCCGUCUGGCCACGUCCCGGGCACUCUUUUCUAAGGUGCCCAUCUCAGAAAUUGUGAAGGCAGCGCAUUGGGCGAAGGAAACCACCUUCACCUCUUUCUACUUGAAAGACAUUUGGAAACCGGAAGGCCAGUUUGCCAGGACAGUCAUAUUGCAUAACAACUCAUACUUACCUGGUACAGGGGAUACCAUGAACGACUCUGAUACCAGCAUGGAUUUCAUUGAUGUUGAUGUGUUGAAGAAGUCAGUUAGAAUGUUUGUCACCGGUCCCAGGAAACACAGCGUCACUAGGUUUGAAAUAGUGAAGUGUCUACUAGCAUCAGGGCUCCCGGGUGAAGAGAUAGUUUCUGUUUUCCGGUGUGAGGCUCCAAACACUUGGUUUGUUACCUUGCGGUCAGAGGUUCAUGUUGAUCGUGUUGUAGAGAAGGGUCCGAUGAAAGAGACAUACUUUUCUUUAGUCCCGGAACGGUGUGACCAACGUCGUUUGUCCAUCCGUGUGCAAUGGCUGCCAUCCUGGAUAUCCGAUGACGCCAUUGCGGAACAUUUUGACGGACAUUAUGGAAAAGUAGUCCAUGUUUCCAGAGAAACCACGACCAUUGGAGAAGUAAGACUGGAGACCGGAACCCGUGUCCUUACCCUUGUUAUUAGGGAAGGCGAUCAGGAUUUGAUCCCAUACAGAAGUAGAAUGUUCGGGAAGGUGGCCUUGAUUAUUGUUCCUGGGCGUCCUCCUAUCUGUCUUCGCUGCCAGCAAGUUGGACACGUUCGUUCGCAGUGUCCAGGACGACCUGAACAGACAACUCGUAUGUCCUAUGCUGCCAAAGUCUCCCAGUCCACCGCUGCUGUACCGGAGAUGACCUUGCCGAGUGCUGCCGCAGAUUCCCCUCCAGCACCGGAGGAGGUCGUGUCAACGGAACCUCCGCAACGGCCAACGCAGGAUACUGCGAGCCCCUCGUCCGGAGGGAGCAGUGUUAACAACGCCCAAUCCACCAAGAGGUCAGGUCCUGAAGUUGACGAGGAGGGAUUCCAGAAGGCUUCAAAGAAGGGCAGGCAUUCCGCUUUCUCCCCUAUGGUUCUGUCCAAUGGUGACUUAGUCCCGGGACAGAAGCUUCCAGAAUCUACAAUGGAUUAUCUCGAGGACAACCAGUCAGAAGAGAGCGAGGGUGAACUGGUAAUCGACGAGGGUCACCCUGGUUCGUGA